AUGCAAGGACUCACUUAUCAACCUCUGAAACCCGGCAAAUCCUUCAGACUUGCUACCUUGCACGGAGGUCAACCAAACGACCAGAUCAGCCUCACUGUUCAAGAAUACGACCUCAAAAAUUGUCCACCAUACAUUGCGCUCUCGUAUGAGUGGGGCGAGGAGCAUGAGAAGAAGAUCUCGCUGAAUGGAAUGCCGUUCCGCAUCCGCACGAACUUAUACGACUUUCUUCAAGUCAUUCGACCUGGCCCGUCAAAGACCCGGCUCCUGUUCAUCGAUGCGCUCUGCAUUAAUCAGACUGACGUUGCCGAGCGUUCCUCUCAGGUGCACUUGAUGAGGGACAUCUAUGAGGGAGCUAGAAAAGUAUGGGCUUGGCUUGGCCGAGAUAGUGUCGCUUCCGAUGUAGUGGCCGAUGCUUGCCAGGGACAACAAGCCACGGACGUCGACGAUGCCGAACUUCAACGUAGCGCCAAAGAGGUGCUUUCACGAAGAUACUGGACACGGAUGUGGAUGAUGUCCGAAUUGAUGAUCGCGAAGACCAUCACAUUAUAUUGUGGACCUCGCUCGUUCUCCUGGGAUGAGCUCGUUGAGGUUUUGUCCUCAUACAUCCCGGAUUGGUACCACACUUUCGAGUCGACGAAAGCCUUUCGAGCCGUGGAGGAUGUGCGGGCGGCAGUCCGGAAAGGCUCGAAGAUCCCAGUCUUGAGGCUCUUUGACGAGUUCGGCCAGAUGGAAUGUCAACACAAACAGGACCGAGUGUACAGCUUGCUUGCCUUCCACGCUCACGCGAGAAGGCUGCCUUGUGUUAUGGCCGACUACGCGGGCAGCGCCGAAAAAGUGUUCGUCGAAGCCCUUCGGUACUGCGCACAAGCUCCUGGAAAGGUGGCAGGCACACGGCCUGGUUUCGAGAUUGCAAAGUGCAGUCGAGCCUUUCAAGCAAGCCUGGGCAUCGAACCGGAGAAAAGCAUUUCUGAUGUACUCGAGGUCAUGAAAGAACACCCAAGCACAGAGACACUGCACAAACCCGUCUUCAGAGAGUCAUUGGAAGAACCACAGAUGCUAGGCAAGACCAAAACAGGUGCAUGGUUCGAGACGGAGUCACGCUCCGCUGGGCUGGACCUGACUCGUAUCGCGGUCCACGCACAUCGAUACACCAAGACGGAGAUGGUGUUUACAAGCAAAGAUGCCCGCCACGGCGACCAAGUGUUCCGGAUUCGCGGCUCAGCAAUUGCAGUGGUCUGUCAUGGCUCUAGGUCAUCGUGGCGGAUUGUAAGCCUUGGAGUCGUGGUGCCCAAGGCCAAAGAGAUCAAGCACAAGUACGCAGAUUUCUUAUACCACAGCCUGGACGGGAGUGUCGAGGUGGACGCUGCUGGGGAUGCUUCUGUGUCGCUGAGCUGUUUCGAUGUUGCGGUGCUCUCGUCGCUGCCUGAAGCGACUCGAUCUUAA
Zasmidium cellare ATCC 36951 is the source of this 1443-nucleotide messenger RNA. RefSeq lists its product as uncharacterized. The transcript has a single exon. The coding region runs from base 1 to 1443 and encodes 480 amino acids. NCBI's taxonomy places the organism in Eukaryota, Fungi, Ascomycota, Dothideomycetes, Mycosphaerellales, Mycosphaerellaceae. The record is from RefSeq and is a predicted model, not a curated record.